Molecule: messenger RNA, 666 nt
Organism: Sphaeramia orbicularis (orbiculate cardinalfish)
Lineage: Eukaryota; Metazoa; Chordata; Actinopteri; Kurtiformes; Apogonidae
Gene: il20
Product: interleukin 19 like
Exons: 5
Coding region: 1-525 (174 amino acids)
Source: RefSeq, a predicted model, not a curated record
AUGAAGAUGCUGUUUGGCUGCUGUCUCUGCCUGCUCGUCCUGCUCAGUGGUCUGAGUGACACCGUGGAGAGUCGGACUCUGCAUCUGGACAGCUGCAGCGUUAAUGUUCACAUUCAUGAACUACGCAAACAUUAUUCUACCAUUCGGCUCAGUGCAAUAUCAGGUGACAGUGAGAUAGCAGUGAAACUUUUGGAUAAAUCAGCAAUGAGGAAUGUUCAGGAGGGGCAGAGGUGCUGUUUCAUGCGCCUCCUGUUGCGUUUCUAUGUUGAGAGAGUGUUUGGCAACUACGCCUUGUCUCAGCCACAGGACCAACGCAGCUCCAGUGCUCUGGCCAAUGCUUUUGUCACCAUCAGAAGAGAUAUACAUAAAUGUCACUGCCACUGUGGAGAGGAGACGCAGAGGACCAUUGACUCUCUACAUGCAGAGUUUAUAAAGCUUCAGAUUAACCAGGCAGCCCAGAAGGCCGUGGGAGAACUGGACACGGUUCUGGACUGGCUGGAGGGAUUCGGACCGAAAACACACUGAUGAUCAGAUGGAAACUCCGACAGCAGCCUGACAAUGUAAUGCUCAUUCCCCAGCUCACAAGCAGAAUGUAACUCACCUCUUUAAAAUGUGAGGAUUUUCAUUUCUUUAUUUCAUUUUGGUUCUACAGAGCAUUUCUUUAUG